UGUGGAUUGUAACAGAAAAGUUCACGUUGCCAUCAGCCAAGAAUCGACCGAGCAUUGUCCGUGUCCUCAAUCCGGAUGAAUUCGGCCGUAGCGGGGCACGUCAUAGCUCCUCCUCCCGACACCCGAGAAAAGCUCUGGUCAGCUCUUGCACCAUCUUCGUCACCAGCUGCUGCCUAUAUCAAGCUGUAUCAAUUUUUUAUAUAUUGUACAUGGGAACAUAAACCUAACUGUGCCCUUCCCGUUCCUAUCCACCAGGAACAUUGGUAAUAUUAAUUAUAAAGAAUCACACCCGACUCACGCAUUCCAGAAACGGACAAUGGUGUCUAUCUCCGAGAUUCGCGCACACAACGCGACUAUCAAAAAGCUUGGCUCUGGCCUAGUCGCUGUGUUCGUCGGUGGAACAAGCGGCAUCGGUCUUUCGACAGCCCGGGAGUUCACCCGCAAUGCCACUGCGCCUCAUAUUUAUCUGAUCGGUCGCAAUGAGUCCCAAGCAUCGCAGAUAAUCACCGAACUACGCGGUAUCAACGACUCGGCUCAAGUUAGCUUUAUCAAGACUGAUGUUUCCUUGCUGAAGAGCGUGGACGAGGCAUGCCAGGAGAUUGGCAAGAAAGAAGAAAAAGUGAAUCUGCUCUUUAUGACUCCUGGUGUGCUAACUAUGCAGGGACGAACUGAAACAAGCGAGGGCCUGGAUAGGAAACUAAGUCUGCAUUACUACGCCCGUAUGCGCUUUGUUCAGGACCUUCUCCCACAACUCAACGUUGCCGGUUCCUCAGGCAGCCUCGCACGAGUCAUUUCUGUCCUCGGCCCUGGAAACGAAAAAAAACUGGUCGAGACCGACUUGGAUCUGAAGACUAACUACAGCCUAUCGAAUGCCGCGGGACACGCCAUUACCAUGAACUCUCUAUCCUUGAUCCAUUUUGCCGCUACCAACCCCUCAGUUAGCUUUUUACACAGCAAUCCUGGCGGGGUGCAAACCAAUGCGGCGCGUGAACUCAACCCUAUCCUUAAAGGCAUAACGAGCUUGCUGUUCCUGUUGCUGAAGCCUUUCCCUACAUCCAGCAUCGGCAUUGUGCCACUUUCAGAAUCUGGAGAGAGGCAUACCUAUGCAGCGACGACUUCACUAUUUUCACCAAAGAACCAGAAUGUCGCGACGACGGGGGCGGAUGGUGAGAAGGGUAGUGGAGCUUAUAGGUUGGGAUUCGACACAGCACCGAUUGACUCAAAGCAAUCGUCCUCGGUGCUAGUCAAGGAUUAUUUAGCAAACGGAGUAGGAAAGAAAGUUUGGGAGCACACGACGGAUAUUUUCAAUAAAGCCACUGGGUCUGAGGGGAAGUAAUAACCAAGUAUAUAACCAUUUCACUUUCUACUAUGUCUAAUACCUCCUGUAUAUUUAUCAACAUUGCGCAAGUAAUUGAAAA
This is a messenger RNA of Talaromyces proteolyticus, 1418 nucleotides long. RefSeq lists its product as uncharacterized. Gene Ontology annotation, biological process: secondary metabolic process. The transcript has 3 exons. Lineage: Eukaryota; Fungi; Ascomycota; Eurotiomycetes; Eurotiales; Trichocomaceae. The record is from RefSeq and is a predicted model, not a curated record. The coding region runs from base 317 to 1336 and encodes 339 amino acids.